UAUCGAUUUCUUAAACCGGAAAGGUAAUGUAAAUAUUUUGAUAAUCUAACUUCGUAAAAUUAUACCUUGUUUGAAACUGAACAGAGUGUUUCAUAUCAUACUUCUAUUUGAACAAGAAGGAGCCAUGUUCGCGUAUUCAUGGACGCGGAUUUAGAACCGAGUCUAGCAAUGGAUUGUAAAUAAAGUAUGGGAAUUGUUCAUGGGGACCUCGGCUUCCGUCAUUGAAGAUUUUUCAGAGAGACCAGCAUGGACGAAAGUCGUUCAGUUUAACGCCAAUUUUUAUAACGACAAGAUUCUAGACACUACCAGGGGCUUUCGUCAAAUUAAUAACAACUCAGUGGAGCUUACACUAAGCACGAAGGGCACAGUGGAAUGUGUCCGAUGGAGCCGCGGAUUCAACACCGGAAAGCACGUGAUCGAGUUCAUAUUCCCCGUUCGACUACGCGGCCGACACGCCCGUGUUGGACUUGGACCGGAUUCUGUGAUACAAGGUGCUUCGAAUGACCGGAAGUGGCAAGGAACCAAAGGAACGUACACGAUUGAUCUCACGACCGGAAAAGCGUACCAGGACCAAACUGUUGUAGGAAGAUUACCUGGAACAAGCGUCAUGCCAGAUUGGUUUUUCAUGUUUGUGGAUAUGGAUAAUGGUACAGUACAGUUUGGUUCAGAUCAUCUCUACUUCGGAACAGCAUUUACGAACGUGAAUGUAACGAAUGAAUCGUUGUAUCCAAUAGCGACCGCCUCGGUGACAGGGGCAAUUAUCGGCAUCAUCUAUCGAGGUCAAGGUAAAGAAGUGAAUGGUCCUUUAAGAAAGAAGAGGUCGAUCAUCCCAGAAAAACUGCAUGACGUUGUUGUGAAAUCGUGAUCGUUUACUUUUUUAUGAUUAUUAUUAUUACAAUUAUAUAUUCACCCGUUUAUGUUUUGAAGACUGUCAGCAUCGGAAGGAAACAUUACCGCGAUAUACACAUUUAAGAAAAUGGAGAAUCGAACAGUUUCGAAAAAGUGGUUAAAAGGCUUACGCCCGAACCAAUCUACCAUUUUUGUGGUUACGUGAGACAAUCGAGGUGUUACAAAUUCAUACAUUAACACAAAACAAUUAGCGGGUCCAACCUAUGGACAUUCCUGGACUCGAACGAUUUUACUGAUCUUAAUAAAAUUAUUAAGAAAAAUAGGAACCUAGAACCUUUUAACGAUUAUUGUUAACAUUAACACAUUACAAUAAUGUAUUAUUAUUGUAUUUAAAAUUGUGUGUGUCUAUACGAAUGUAUAUGCGCAUAUUUAAUAAUUUGUUUUAACAGCCCUCGUGUGGCCUGUAAGUAAGUUAUGUAAUGCAUAAAUUACCUUUUAUUUAUAAUUUAUUUUAUUCAAAAUGUUUAUUUAUUAUGUCACAUUAUGUCUUCUAACAAGAACACUUGUUAUACCUUGUUAAAUAUUAUUACGUCUGAGUCACGACACAUCCUGGUUUAUCUCAUGUGCAACAGACGUCUAACAAUAUACACCGAUAUUCUACCCCGUCGUUUGGUAUUUUACAAAUACGCGAAUCUGUAACGGGUAUAUAUAGGAUACCCAAAAUAAAGUUCACACGCACAACGCAUAUCGUAACGUAUUAAAGAAACUUGUUCCAGUUUGGGAAAAUUAUUAUUUUUUAAAUGUCUUUGGGUCGAAAAUGAAUUAAUGUAUACAUUAUUUCUAAACCAGCGAAGUAACGCACUGAUUAAUAAAAAUGUUAAAAUUAUUGGUACAGUAAUGAACAAUCAUCAUUUUAAAUUGGUAAAUUAAUAAAGCGUUUGUCAAACUUUUUUCCUCGAUAAUACGGAAAAUAACGUGCAUUUGGAUUAAAGCGGUUAUACUAUGUUCACUCUACUUAAAGCAUGCGCAUUGGUAGCGCAUUUAUUGUGGGCAUUUUCUCCCACGGGUCUCGCUUUCAAAACUGGAAAGGCUGUUUUAGUAUGACUGUUUUUCUUCCAAGUGUUAUUUAUUACGACUACUUAAAACAUUGUACUUUUAAGUAGACUUAUGUAUUUAAAAAUAUCAAUAAUACGAAUAUCAGUGAUCAAGUCGCUGUAAAUUUCAUUAGUCAGGAAUUCAAUGUAAAAUGUUGUUGUCAGCGCGUGAACGGGGCGUGAAAGAGAAUUCGCGCAUCGCUUGCUAGGACUUGAAUGGUUUGAAUGCAUUGUGCGGUUCUACCCGAUACUUAUGUAUAUGUUUACUAUAUAUUUGUCAUAGUGUAACAUUUACAGUUACAGUGUUUUUAGCGCCCCACGUUGGGCGCCAAAUGUCAUGGGUUUUUUUCUUCUUGUUGUAUAGGUUCUGUAUGUGGGCAAUCAAGGAUAACUGUAACACAUGGAGAUAACUUUAUUCAUCAACUUCAUAAAGUGUUAUAUAUAUAUAUAUAUAUAUAUAUUUAUUUAUAUAUAAAAUCUAUACGUUUCAUAUUGUUAUUUAUAAUCCAUAGCAACUAUUCAUACAUUUAUACAUGAUUACUGGUAAUAAACAAAUUAAAGCUUGUUGUAAUAUGGUAAUAUAACAACAUAUCUAAUAAACAUUUCUGAAAGAUAUGAUAACUAAUUAUAAAAAGUAAAACUAACCUGUAACACAUGGAGAUCACUUUAUUCAUCAACUUCAUAAACUGUUAUGAAGGAUAGUGGUCAUGGUAUGUUCACUCAUGCGUUACAGGCUGAUCACAAUGGGAUUAGUACUGGGGAAUGAUGAUUUGUUAAAUUGAUCUUAAGCCUUGAUCGACCGACUAUAAAAACACUGUAACUGUAAAUGUUACACUAUGACACAUAUAUCAUCAACAUCAUUAAAACAUAAUACAUAGCAAAUAAAAGAUCUUGUGUUAAAAGGAAGAUUAAUAUAUACAUUUGCGUUUGAUGUAACGCUUUUAUGUAAAUACACCUGCAGCUGUAAAUGUGUUUCGAUAUAGGAAGGAUAUUGUAUAAGUGCACAUAUUUCAAUUCUCACAUUGUUGCUUAAUAUGAAGUUAAUGUGAAACGAAAAUCUCUGCAUGUUCUGUAUUUAUAAUGGUAUUUUGGAUGUAGUAGUUGUAUACUUUAUUUAGAUAUGUAUACAUCUGACAAAAGCUGUACAUGUACACAGCUAAGUUGUUUGUUUACGCAAGUCGGACAUUUAAAUUAAUAUUUUUUUGUAAUGGUAAAAUCGUUAUUGUGUGAAAGUGUAAAAUUAAGAUAUACACAGAAGUCUACCGUUAUGAGUUUUAAUUCAUUUAUUAUACACAUGAUGGCAUAAUGUUUAGUCGAUUUUUUUUAAAAGCUGUCUUUUUACAAAAACAGUUUUUAUACCUGGUUUAUUAUUAUAACGCCUUUGUCAACCCACACAGUAUUGUUCAUAUACAUGGGCUUUGACAAUUUACACCAAUAUUCUACCUGUCGUUUUGUAUUUUACAAAUACGUUGCACCGUAUUUUGAUAAUGGGUUUAUAUAGGCUACCCAAAAUAAAGUUCAAUCCCACAAUGCAUAGCGGCAACUUCACCUUAGCCAGUAGUUUAAUAUUUAAUUUUGGCGUGUUCAUAAGGCGUGCUAGAGAAUUUCCACAUCGCUUGUUAAGAUAACUCCUAUCUUAAAUUACAUCUUUUGUAGUUAACCUUUUGAAUGAUUUGAAAUUUUGAAUGCAUGUAAAAACUGUUUCCCCACAAAUAUGUAUGCGAUAUAUUUAACGUUUUAAUGAUGUCUACAUGUACCAUCUUGCAUUUUUCAUACUAAACACAACUAUCAACAAUAUGACACUAUCUGCCAGAUAACUAAGUGUUAAGAUAAUGAUAAUAUUUAUCAACUGACCAAAGUGAAGAAUAUGAUCUUAUGUGUCAUGUGAAUAAGAGUGAAACAUAUCAUCUAAUAUAUCACAUGGCUAAGUGUGAAGAAUAUGAUCGUAUGUGUCACAUGACUCGGUGUGAAGAAUAUGAUCGUAUGCGUCACAUGACUUAGUGUGAAGAAUAUGAUCGUAUGUGUCACAUGACUCAGUGUGAAGAAUAUGAUCCCCUGUUACAUAUGACUUAGUGUGAAGAAUAUGAUCGUAUGUGUCACAUGACUAGGUUUGAAGAAUAUGAUCGUAUGCGUCACAUGACUAAGUGUGAAGAAUAUGAUCGUAUGCGUCACACGACUAAGUGCGAAGAAUAUGAUCGUAUUUGUCACACGACUAAGUGUGGAGAUUAUGAUCGUAUGCGUCACAUGACUAAGUGUGAAGAAUAUUAUCCCAUGUUUCAUAUGACUAGUGUGAAGAAUAUGAUCGUAUGUGUCACAUGACUAGGUGUGGAGAUUAUGAUCGUAUGCGUCACAUGACUAAGUGUGAAGAAUAAGAUCGUAUGCGUCUCAUGACUAAGUGUUAUAAUAUGAUCCCAUGCGUCACACGACUAAGUGUGGAGAAUAUGAUCGUAUGCGUCACAUGACUAAGUGUGAAGAAUGUGAUCGUAUGUGUUACAUGACUAAGUGUGAUAAUAUGAUCCCAUGUGUCACAUGACUAAGUGUGAAGAAUAUGAUCGUAUGCGUCACAUGACUAAGUGUGAAGAAUAUGAUCGUAUGCGUCACCUGACUAAGUGUGAAGAAUAUGAUCGUAUGCGUCACACGACUAAGUGUGAGAAUAUGAUCCCAUGCGUCACACGACUAAGUGUGGAGAAUAUGAUCUUAUGCGACACAUGACUAAGUGUGAAGAAUACGAUCGUAUGCAUCACAUGACUAAGUGUGAUAAUAUGAUCCCAUGUGUCACAUGACUAAGUGUGAAGAAGAUGAUCGUAUGCGACACAUGACUAGGUGCGAAGAAUAUGAUCGUAUGCGUCACAUGACUAAGUGUGAAGAAUAUGAUCGUAUGCGUCACAUGACUAAGUGUGAAGAAUAUGAUCGUAUGCGUCACACGACUAAGUGUGAUAAUAUGAUCCCAUGUGUCACAUGACUAGGUGCGAAGAAUAUGAUCGUAUGCGUCACAUGACUAAGUGUG
This is a messenger RNA of Dreissena polymorpha, 4950 nucleotides long. RefSeq names its product protein gustavus-like. Gene Ontology annotation, cellular component: SCF ubiquitin ligase complex. Gene Ontology annotation, molecular function: protein binding. The transcript is spliced from 5 exons. The record is from RefSeq and is a predicted model, not a curated record. NCBI's taxonomy places the organism in Eukaryota, Metazoa, Mollusca, Bivalvia, Myida, Dreissenidae. Gene Ontology annotation, biological process: proteasome-mediated ubiquitin-dependent protein catabolic process. Bases 200 to 865 code for a protein of 221 amino acids.